Molecule: messenger RNA, 446 nt
Organism: Drosophila montana
Lineage: Eukaryota; Metazoa; Arthropoda; Insecta; Diptera; Drosophilidae
Exons: 2
Coding region: 35-343 (102 amino acids)
Source: RefSeq, a predicted model, not a curated record
AAUUGCAUAGAUCUGUUAGCUCUUAGCUGUCGUCAUGUGCUGCCGGCUUUCAAUUCAAUUUGCCCUUUUCUGUGGCUAUUUCAAUCUUGUGCUCUCCUCUCCGCAAAAUGACCGUUACCAAGUUGUGGGCAUGCCGUGUGCUGUCAACGAGGAGGUCAGCUGCAUGAUCGUUAAGUGUCCGGCGGGUCGCUAUUGUCCGGCGGAGAAUUACUGCUACAAUCCGAAGUGCGUCUGUCGUCGCGGCUAUCGCAGGAUCCAUGGAGUAUGUGUCCAGAAACAUGUGACGCUCAAUCGCGAAGCUGACGCCCUGAACUCAGCCCUGCUCCAAACGCGAUUUCGAUAAAUUCAUAAUUUGUUCAAUUUUCCUUUUUGUUAACAAAUAACAUUUUUAACUGAUCAGAAUGAUAUUGAGAUAAGACAUCCAGGUAAUAUAUAUAAAUUUGAAA